ACAACUAGACAAGCAGCAUUCAGAGCCAUCAUGACAGGGGCGAUCGCGGCGGCGCUACUGGCCGUGGUGUGGCUGAUGAUGGUGGAAUCAGUGCAUGCGGUGGCGGCUGGCACAAAGCCCCAUGUAUUGUUCAUUGUGAUUGAUGACCUGGGCUAUGAUGACCUCUACUUUCGUGGACAUCAGAUUCGCACGCCGAACAUUGACGCAUUGCAAGAAGAGGGCUUGCUGUUUACGCAAAUGUACAUGCAAGACGUGUGCUCCCCUUCUCGCGCAUCGAUCCUCUCGGGGCGCUACGCCAUGCAUCACGGCGUUACCGACUGGAUCCCCCCCCGCGAUUCUUAUGGGCUCAUGCUGAAUGAUACCACACUUGCCGACAAGAUGCGAGAGGCCGGGUACGACACGCGUGCCGUGGGCAAGUGGCACAUGGGCUUUUACAAAUGGGCCUACACCCCCACCUUUCGAGGAUUCAACUCUUUCCUGGGUUAUUAUAGUGGGGGCGAGGACUAUUUCACCCAUGAGACGGACAACGCAUACGAUAUGCACCGUGAUGAAGGACGUCACUGCGGGCCCAACUGUUCCAUCCCUGCUUGGGACCUGAAGGGACAAUAUAGCACCACCAUCUUUUCUGAAGAAGCCAUUCGCAUCAUCAACCAGCGACAAGCGGCUGAUCCGCCGCUAUUCCUCUACCUGGCAU
This is a messenger RNA of Monosiga brevicollis MX1, 694 nucleotides long. RefSeq lists its product as uncharacterized. The annotation marks the transcript as partial. The record is from RefSeq and is a predicted model, not a curated record. The transcript has 8 exons. Lineage: Eukaryota; Choanoflagellata; Craspedida; Salpingoecidae.